Molecule: messenger RNA, 854 nt
Organism: Lineus longissimus
Lineage: Eukaryota; Metazoa; Nemertea; Pilidiophora; Heteronemertea; Lineidae
Product: LYR motif-containing protein 2-like
Exons: 3
Coding region: 27-284 (85 amino acids)
Cellular component (GO): mitochondrion
Source: RefSeq, a predicted model, not a curated record
GGCACAUACUGUCAUGACUGUGAAACAUGGCUUCCAAGAUUCCGAAUGCAAUGAACUUGAGACAGUUCAUGUUGCGUCAAGAAGUACUCAAACUAUAUCGCCAAAUGAUGCGUUGUGUACGACUUGUUGAUGAUCCAGCUCAUAGAAAGGAAUUGUGGAUAUGGGUUCGUCGAGACUUUGAGAUGAACAAACAUCACCAAGAUGAGGAUGUUAUCCGAAUGCACUUAGCCAGGGGGAAGAAACACUACAAGGAAUUGGAGAGUUCCAUUACUCUGGCAAGAUGAGACUAACAGUGAAAGCUGAAUUAUGAAGAAUAGAAGGAUGUGACUGUCCCAAAUGAGAGGAGAUUCUUUGGAAGAUGAAUCUUCUCCAGGGUUGUGAUUCUCACCUCUAGACGACUAAAAAAACUGGAUUGAGCCCUGGUCUUCUGUGCUGUUCGUGACUGCGAGUCACUUCAUGCUCCGUCCUUGAUUGAAAGGCAGCUCAGAGACUGGGACAAGUGAUACAUUGGUUAACUUCACCCAGUGCAGGCAUGUUUAGUCUUUGAUUUGAUUCAAAGACUUUAGCAGACUUAAUCUAUGGAUUUAAGAGACUGUGCAGUGUAGAAGAUCAGUGUGUGGUAUCUCAUCCUGUGCUCCUGUGCUGUGGAAUGAUCUCCCCCAGCAUUUGAAACUCUCAGCUCAAGACUUGGUUGUUUCAGGGCCACUUUAUGUGGGUCUUGCCUGGAUCGGGCCUUGAAAAGGCGCUAUACAAAUGUAUAUAAAUACAAUACAAAUGUAUAUAAUCAUUUAUUCAUCAUCAUUUAUUUUAUAGGAUAUGUUGUACAGAGUAAAUUAUAUAUAUCAUUGUCACAA